This is a messenger RNA of Onychostruthus taczanowskii (white-rumped snowfinch), 4556 nucleotides long. RefSeq names its product glucuronic acid epimerase (gene GLCE). The transcript has 5 exons. Bases 224 to 1996 code for a protein of 590 amino acids. Gene Ontology annotation, molecular function: heparosan-N-sulfate-glucuronate 5-epimerase activity. NCBI's taxonomy places the organism in Eukaryota, Metazoa, Chordata, Aves, Passeriformes, Passeridae. The record is from RefSeq and is a predicted model, not a curated record. Gene Ontology annotation, cellular component: Golgi apparatus. Gene Ontology annotation, biological process: heparan sulfate proteoglycan biosynthetic process.
CCCGCGCGCUCCCAUUGGCUGCGGCGCUCGAGGGCGGGGCCCCGGCGCGGCCCCUCCGUGCUCCCCCCGCUGCCCCGCGCGGGGGUUCCGCCGCCCGCCAGGCCCUGGGCGCAGGAAUCCCAAGAGGAAUCCGUAAAUCCCGGGAUUUUUGCCUCUGGAAGCUCGAGAUGCGUUAGAAUUCCAAGAAUUCCCAGAUUUCCCUUGUCCUGAGGAAUGCAGCCCCAUGCGCUGCCUGGCCCGCCUCAGCUCCAAGGCUCUCCUGGUGCUCUGCUCCCUGCUGGCUCUGCUCUCGCUGCUGCUCUGGACCCGCUGCUCCCAUCGCCCCCGGCCCCCUCCCGGCCCCCCGGAGCGCCCCGGCAUUCCCGACAGCGAGGAGGCCUCGCCCCAGGACGCGCCGGGAAUGGCGGGAAGCGCCGGGAGAGCGGCGGGGCCGCGCUACGAGGAGAUCGACUGUGUCAUCAACGAGGAGCACACGGUGAAGGGGCGGCGCGAGGGCGGCGAGGUGUUCCUGCCCUUCAGCUGGGUGGAGAAGUACUUCCAGGUGUACGGGCGGAUCGCCCAGGCCGACGGCGGUGAGAGGUUCGAGUUUUCCCACAGCUAUUCCAAGGUCUACGCCCAGCGCGCUCCGUACCGGCCCGACGGCGUCUUCAUGUCCUUCGAGGGCUACAACGUGGAGCUGCGCGACAGGGUCAAGUGCAUCAGCGGCGUGGAAGGAGUUCCUCUCUCCACGCAGUGGGGCCCUCAGGGCUACUUCUACCCCAUCCAGAUCGCCCAGUACGGGCUGAGCCACUACAGCAAGAACCUGACGGAGAAGCCGCCCCACGUGGAGGUGUACGAGACGGCGGGGGACGGGAAUAACGGGAACAACGGGAAUAACGGGAACGGGGAGUGGACGGUGCCCAAGGGCUGCUCCCUCACCACCGUCUGGGACAAGUCCCGGCUCACCGGAGUCAAGCAGUUCUCCUGCCCAGAAAGCUCCGAGGGCGUCUCCCUGGAGCUCAACAACGGCCGGGAUUUCAUCAUCUCCUUCGACCUGAAGCUGCUGAGCAACGGCAGCGUGUCCGUGGUGCUGGAGACCACGGAGAGGAACCAGCUCUUCACCGUGCACUACGUGUCCAGCACGCAGCUCAUCGCCCUCAGGGACAGGGACAUCUUCUACGGCAUCGGAGCGCGCGGCAGCUGGAGCACGCUCACCCGGGACCUGCUGACGGAUCUCCGCAAGGGCGUGGGGCUCUCCAACACCAAGGCGGUGAAGCAAACCAAGAUCAUGCCCAAGAGGGUGCUGCGCUUGGUGGCCAAAGGCCGCGGCUUCCUGGACAACGUCACCAUCUCGGCCACCGCCCACAUGGCCGCCUUCUUCGCCGCCAGCCGCUGGCUGCUGCGCAACCAGGACGAGCGCGGCGGCUGGCCCAUCAUGGUCACCAGGAAGUUGGGAGAAGGCUUCAAAUCCCUGGAUCCGGGCUGGUACUCGGCCAUGGCGCAAGGCCAGGCCAUGUCCACGCUGGUCAGGGCCUACCAGCUGACCAAGGAGCCGGCGUUCCUGGGCGCGGCGCUCAGGGCCACGGCGCCCUUCAAGCUGCCGGCGGAGCAGCGCGGCGUCAAGGCGGUGUUCAUGAACCGGCACGAUUGGUACGAGGAGUACCCCACCACGCCCAGCUCCUUCGUGCUCAACGGCUUCAUGUACUCCCUGAUCGGCCUCUACGACCUGAAGGAGACGGCCGGGGAGAAGCUGGGCAAGGAGGCGCGGCUGCUCUACGAGCGCGGCAUGGAGUCGCUCAAGGCCAUGCUGCCGCUCUUCGACACCGGCUCGGGCACCAUCUACGACCUGCGGCACUUCAUGCUGGGCACGGCGCCCAACCUGGCGCGCUGGGACUACCACACCACGCACAUCAACCAGCUGCAGCUGCUGGGCUCCAUCGACGACGCGCCCGUCUUCAAGGAGUUCGUCAAGAGGUGGAAGAGUUACCUGCGGGGAGGGCGGGCCAAGCACAACUGAGCUCUUCCCCCGUCCUUCCCGCGGUUUUCCACGGGUCCUUCCCAAAAACGCGGGGCCUUAAAACUGCUCCGGGGAGGGUUUGGGAUCGGGACGCUCUCCCGCGUUGAGGUUGAGGUUGGGUUUUGUUGGGAUUGGUUUUGCCUUUUCCAAGGAAAGCGUUUGCAGAAGCCAUAGAAGUCUUGGAAGCGCGGUCGCUGCCUGGAGAGCUCAUCCAGGGCCUCUUAAACCGGGAUUUUGUGUCCGUGUUGGAGCAGAUCCCGUGGGAUGAGCGCCGUCCACGGGAAUCACUCGGAGCCUGGGAGUGCGAAUUGUGGCUUUAAAGUGGGGGGAGGGUUUCCUAGGGAUUCGCUUUUUUGGGAUGAAAAAUCCGCGGUUGGAAUUUUUUGCCAGUUCUCUGCCCGGAGAUCCUGGAGCUGGAGGGUUUCUUCAUGGAAAACACGUGCCCGGCAUCAUGGAAGCACAACUGGGAGCCUGGAGCACACAGCCCCGGGCCACCAGCACCCGUGUCCCCUCGGAGCUGGGAUCCCUAAUCCUGGUGUCCCCUCGGAGCUGGGAUCCUUAUCCCGGUCACUGGAAUUCCCUCGGAGCUGGGAUCCUUAUCCCCGUCACCGGUGUCCCCUCAGAGCUGGGGAUCCUUUUUCCUGGAGCUCUGUGUUUUCUGUGGGAUUUUGGGAUUCCAUCUGGGAGGUUCCCCAGAACAUUGGGGGCAUUUUCGGGAAUUGCUGAGCGGGAUGUGGAGCUCGUCCGGAGUUCCUCAGGAAAUUCAAAAAUUCGGGAAUUUUCAUUUUUCUCCUGCUCCACCCCAUCCAGCAUUUUAACAAUUCCAUCCCAGAGGUUUUUCCAGCUCUCCCUGGGCUGGAAUUCCCAGAGAAGCUGUGGCUGCCUCUCGAUCCCUGGAAUGUCCAAGGCCAGCUUGGAGCAGCCUGGGACAGUGGAAGGUCCCUAUGGAAUGGGAUGAGCUUUAAGGUCCUUCCCUCCAAAGCAUUCCGUGAUUCCAUGAACCCACCGGCUGCCUGAUCCCGAACUCAAGGAUGGACUUUGGGAAUUCCCACUGCUUCCAUUCCAUGGUGGAGCUGAUCCCAAUCCCAAAAUCCCAGGCACAAGGACAACACCCAUCUCCAUCUUUUUAUUGCUUUCAAUUUUUGAGGCUUUUCCUUCAUUUCUCACCGAUCUUGGAGCGACUUUUUCCCAGCUUUAAUCCGCACGCUCCGGUCGGAUCCAUCCAUCUGAUGGAUGGCAGAGGAGAAAUUCCAAUACCAAAGGUAGCAGAGGGGAAUUUUUUCCAUGCCCAUGGAAACUCAACAGACACAAACCCACCCCAAGCCUGGGAUUCCUUCCCAAAAAUCUGCUCCAUCCUCCCCUUGCGUGUUCCUUCCAUAGUUUUCCCAGUUGGAAAACCCGGAGAGCCUCCUUGGGUGCUGCUGCAGGAUGGUGUUGGUGCCUUACAGAGGCCGGAAUUCCUCUUGAUUGGGUUUUUUGGGAAUUGAUGCCGAUGGUGGGGUUGGAGUGCAGCCGAUUUUCCCGCUCCGGAAGCGCGGGAUGGGCGUUCCAAGGUUGUCCCUCCUGUCCCACCUCUCAUCCUUCCAUCACCUUCUGGUGGCCUUAGACAGGUGGAGCUUCCAGGAAUCCCCAGAGGCUGUAAAUCCAUGGAGAAUCCAUGGGGAUAUUCCUGAUAUUGCCUGAAUUCCAUUGUGCAUUGGAAGAGGAUCCUUGACCAUGGAGCCGAUCCCCAGAACUUCAUGGAAUUCAUUCCAAUUUGGGAUCUUUUUGUUCAUUUUCCAUCUUCAAACUCCCAAAGAUCUUUGGGACCAAGAUCAGCUUUGGUCCCAGAUUUUCCUCUGGAGAUCCAUUGGCUCUUCCCAUGGGAUCCUUUCUCCUUGGACACCGCUGGAAGUUUGGGAUGGGCAUUCCAAGGUUGUCCCUCCUGUCCUUCCAUCACCUUCUGGUGGCCUUAGCACAGGUGGAGCUUCCAGGAAUCUCCACCAGAGGCUGCAAUUCCAUGGAGAAUCCAUGGGGAAUUCCUGAUACUCCUUAAAUUCCAUUGUGCAUUGGAAGAGGACCCUUGGCCAUGGAGCCGAUCCCCAAAACUUCUUGGAAUUCAUUCCAGUUUAGGAUUUCUUUGUUCAUUUCCAUCUUCAAACUCCCGGAGAUCUUUGGGACCCAGAUCAGCUUCGAUCCCAGAUUUUCACCCGGAGAUCCGCUGGCUCUUCCCAUGGGAUCCCCUCUCCGUGGCUCCCCCACCCCAACAACACAAGCACAACCCUCCCUGGGAUCCAGGCGUUCCCUGGAAUCCAGGCAUUCCCUGGAAGCCGCUCAUUCCCGUUCUCCUCCUCCCCGGGCGUGGCUUGGCUGGGAUUUUGUUGGAUUUUCCGGGAUUUUCCCGAGGAUCCCGAUGGAAAAUAUGCAAUAAUUUGUUUACAGGAUGCUCCGGGCAGGGCGCUCCUUUAAGCACAAUGUGCACAGGAUAGUUUUGUAUUCCGCCCCUCCGGAAUUUUUGGUGGGAAGAGGUUCUCCUACGUUUCUAUGGGACAUUGGGAAUGCUUGGAAAGCUUUCUAAGAC